AUGUUCAGACUCUUUACACGCUUCUCUCCGGUCCAGCGCCAGUUAAGCCAGACAGUUCAGAACCUGAAGUUUAGUACCUAUCCUCGAACACAGUUUCGACACUCUGAGAUACUCCGGGCCGGAAAUGCCAAGAAAUCCCCGGGUGCUAUAUUAAAGGAGCUGGGGAAAGCAAAGACCGGUAAACAUGUUACUAAAACAGAGUUUUUUGAUACAUCCUUAUCGCCUGAUGUUGCAAAGAGCACACUGGGGAAUGUAGCAAAGGCCAUCAAGUCUCGUCAAGCUGCAGGAACCAACUAUUUUGAUAUGUCCCUGCCAAAGGGGAUCUCAGCGCCCGAAAAGGGGUCAGUGCAGAGAGCUCAGCUGGAAUCCAGGAUCAUUAAGGAGCUAAAAAGAAUAACAGAGGUCAAUAAGACUAAUGGUUCCACGAAGGUCGGCUUUUUCGAUAAAUCCGUAUCAGAGGAGGUCGUAACGCCCAAACCCAAGGCCGAGAAAAAACCCAAAGCUCAGCAAAAACCCACUGUAUCAAAGAAACUGGAGAAGAGUACCGAUAAGGAUGUUAAAAAAACAGAGCUUUUGGAUAUGUCUCUAUCGACCGAGACUGCCGCGGCGCCCAAAAAAUCCGGAAAGAAAAGCAAUAAAGAUAAGCAAGCUUUACCACAGGAAGCGGCAGAAGAGAGCGUGGGAAAGAAUAAGGAGCCUGUAUGCGUAAAAGCCAAGAAUAAUAAAGCCUUCCCCAGCAGGGACCGAACUCCGAGGCCAAGUGACUUAGCAAAAGUGAAUCUAGAACCUCUGUUCGGUACUACGCAGGAUAUUGAUACCCCAGAUAUUGAUACCCCAGAUCUUGGUACCCCAGAUCUAAGCGUAAUCUCCGCACAAACCUCCACACCCGCAGAGUUCGCAAUUAUCCCAAAGAAAAAGAAAAAGUCCAAAAAGGCCGGCCGCAUCCCCAAGGACCACUUCCACGACCGUCUCCGCCAAAUCCUUCUCUACUACUACUCCCGCCUACAGACCUCGACGCUCCCCGCUUCCCUCGAAGUCAAACAAUUCCUCGCCACAACCCCGUUCUCCACGGCCUACCGCCUCAUAGCCGCCGCCGUUCUCCCUGCCACAAAAUGUCUCAUCAACACCGGUUCUACCGGCCACAUCACCAACUACGGGAAACUCCAAAAGGAUUGCCUCGUCCCCAACCAAGGCUGCUAUAUGAACGUGAUCACACAGCCCAACGGCUCUUUCGGCGUCUAUAUCGGCGGCGCCAGUAGCCUCUCCGGGAAAUGCCGAUCUGUGAAGCGGGCGCUACGGGGACGCCCCACUGACCCCCCAUUUGCGGAGACACGGAGUUGCGGGGGUGCUGGCGUUGGACGGCGGGUGGCUCAACAUCUGGCGGAGAUUGAGAAGAAGAGUGUCAGAACGGCGCAUUACAGAUGUAUACAGGAGAAAGGGAGCCGGUAUGAUUUCCGGCUACUAGCGGCGUUCCAGGAACCCGUGGAUACGGGGGCGGUGUGGGUACUAGAGUCGUUUCUAGUGCUAGAGCUGGGGACGAUGCCGGCGAAGGGCGGGUUGGGGCUAGCAAGGUAUAAGGGACUGAAUAGGCGGGAUCCGUUAACCACGUCGGUCACUCUUUCUUCGAAGGUGGUGACGGCAGGAGUUGGGAAGACGAAGGUGGAACUACCUGCAGUGCAGACUGCAAUAGACGCUGCCAUUUUGAGCUCGGUGACGGAGGUGCACAAACAUCCAGCCGGCAGACUGAGACCGCAUACCCUCCUUCCACCCAACCACGCGACAUCGCCUACAACUGCCGAAAUCGCUGUUUCCUUCUUGGCAACCCCCUUGCAUGUCGAAUACCCAAAGGAAGCAGCCUCUCCUCUAGGACAACAUUGCCAUGUCAUGUCAGUUAACAACAGCAUCAAGUCUAACAGAUGUAAAAAAGCGCUCUGCUCUUAA
This is a messenger RNA of Morchella importuna, 1941 nucleotides long. RefSeq lists its product as uncharacterized. The transcript has 12 exons. The coding region runs from base 1 to 1941 and encodes 646 amino acids. NCBI's taxonomy places the organism in Eukaryota, Fungi, Ascomycota, Pezizomycetes, Pezizales, Morchellaceae. The record is from RefSeq and is a predicted model, not a curated record.